This is a messenger RNA of Fusarium poae, 2217 nucleotides long. RefSeq names its product Sorting nexin mvp1 (gene VSP1). Gene Ontology annotation, cellular component: endosome. The transcript is spliced from 4 exons. Gene Ontology annotation, biological process: retrograde transport, endosome to Golgi; protein targeting to vacuole. The record is from RefSeq and is a predicted model, not a curated record. Gene Ontology annotation, molecular function: phosphatidylinositol-3-phosphate binding. Bases 1 to 2217 code for a protein of 738 amino acids. Lineage: Eukaryota; Fungi; Ascomycota; Sordariomycetes; Hypocreales; Nectriaceae.
AUGUCGCUGUUUGGUUCAUCGCCGACUGAGGAUAGUCCGGCCCUGAGCUCGACUGGUCCUGCUCGACGUGGUGGUGCUGGGCUCUUUGAUGAUGAAGAGUCCGCAUCCAAACCAUCCAACAGUCUCUUCGCUGACGAUGACUCCCAAGAUUCACCUUGGGAUAUGCCUACGCCGCGCAAGCAGCAGAGCCGUGCCGACCUCAUCCGCAGCCUCCUCGCCGGUAGCGACGUACCCGACAGCUAUAUCGAGGUCUUCGAUACAGUAGUGCGCGAAGAUGGAAGCGGGGGUCAGGUCACCUCUGGAGGUAUCGCAAAGCUCUUUGCUACAGCCAGACUCGGAGCCGACGCUCAAGCUCGCAUCAUGUCCUUGGUCGCUCCGGGUGGCGGGGAUAUCAAGCUAGGUCGAAACGAGUUCAAUGUGCUGCUGGCCCUGGUCGGCCUGGCACAGGAAGGUGAAAUCAUAAGUCUCGAUGGUGUUGAUGAGCGACGAAAACGCCUUCCACAACCCAAGCUCGCAGGUCUCACUGCAGAGCCCAUUCUACCUCCAGUUGCUGAGCUUUCUGCGAAACCUCCUCAGACGCCUCCCAAGGAUAAUCCUCCUCAACAACAGCAAACUCCGCCCGCGCAGCCGCAGCCGCAGUCGCAGCCUAAACAAUUCCGUCCAGCUAUGGAAGACCCUGAAGACGACCCAUGGGGCAGCCCCGAUAUGCACAAGACCCACGAUCACGGUCCAGCCAAAUCCAAUGGUGCCCAGCGUCACAACACGAAUGGCCAUACCGGCUUCAGCCAAACACCCCCAACAACAGUAAUCGAUGCUCCUCCUCUAACUCAUGUCGCGUCACCUCCUGCGACUUCGCCGAAUCGUCGCAGACAGCCCAGCACUAACUCAGUAACCGGACCUGCUGGAUGGGGAUACUUUGAUGGGACCAAUCCCACCGUAGGCGGCUUCGGCGAAUCCCCAACUGCUGCUGCUGUUCAGAACCCCUUCGCCACCGGCGCUACAGCGACCCCAAACAUGCAGCCUCCUCCAGGCCUCCCCCACCAUCCGAGUAGCGGUAGAGUCAGCCGUGGCGCUGAAGAGAAGGUUAUUGUUACUCUUAUGCCAGAGAAGGAGGGAGUCUUUAUGUUCCAGCACCAUAACUACGAAAUCUCAAGCGUGAGGCGUGGCAGUAAAGUUAUUCGCAGAUACAGCGAUUUUGUCUGGUUGUUGGAUUGUCUGCACAAGAGAUAUCCAUUCCGCAUCUUGCCGCUACUUCCACCCAAGCGCGUAGGCGUAAAUGGCAGUCAUCUGUCCAAUGAUGGCGCUUUUAUCGAGAAGCGAAGAAGGGGUCUAGCACGAUUCUUGAACGCCCUCAUUAGGCAUCCAGUUCUUAACCAAGAACAGCUUGUUGUCAUGUUCUUGACCGUUCCCACAGAACUGUCUGUGUGGCGCAAGCAAGCUACUAUUUCUGUUCAGGAUGAAUUUACCGAUCGAGCACUACCACCUGGUCUGGAGGAUUCUUUGCCAGCUGAACUCGAAGACCUAUUUUCCCGAACACGCAGUGGUGUCAAGCGUUCCGCCGAGCUUUACAUCAACGUCUGCAACAUCAUGGAUCGUCUUGUCAAGCGAACUGAGGGUGUGGCUGCUGACCAUGCUCGUAUCGCCAUGUCUCUGGCUUCGCUUACUGAAACUUCCGAGGAUACAUACUCGACAGACACCAACGAAGUUCCCUUGCUUAACGAUGGACUUGUCGCCAUGAGCAAGCACCUGAGAACGUGCCAGGCUUUGAUGGAAGACGAGAGCCGUGGUUGGGACGAGGGUGUGCUGGAAGAUCUCAAGCGUCAACGAGAUGCUCUUGUAAGCGUACGAGAGUUGUUCGAGCGACGGGAAAGACUUGAUAAAGACAAUAUCCCUUACUUGGAGCGAAGAAUCCAAACUAACGAGAGCAAACUUACCAGCCUGAGAGCCAAGCCAGAAGGUAUGGUCAAGGCUGGUGAGAUUGAUCGUAUAGCGGAAAACAUCAUCAAGGAUAAGGAAUCCAUUGUUCAGCAGCACAACCGCUCCAUCUUUGUCAAGGAGUGUAUCCGCGACGAACUCAGUACCUUCCAGUCAACACAGUAUCUCGUGAGUCGGUGGAACCAGGACUGGGCUGGCGAGCGAGUCAAGUAUGCCGAGAUGCUCGCAGACAACUGGCGACGGUUGCUCGAUGAACUCGAGGGCAUGCCGCUGGGUGACUAG